AUGUCAGGAAAUGAUAAAAAGAAGAGUAGUUUUCGUAAGAUAUUUCCAUUCCUUUAUUCAAAAUCCAAAGAUAAGCGUAAAGAAGUUCCGCAUAUAGAAAAACUAGCAAUAAAUAAUAAUCAAGCUAGUAACCAAUAUCAAAAUCCACAGAACGUUGUCUCAAAAAAUGAUAGAUUCAAUGUAAUAGAACAAAACGACCGAAUCUAUGAAAAUCUGUGUAUGACGCCAACUUCUUGUAAAAGUCAUCAUCAAGUCACUGAUACUUACAAUAGCACCAAACGUAGACAGCAAAUAAAUGAAGAGCACCAUACAUUAAUACAAUCGAAAGACCAAUAUAGCCCACAAACUUCGCCAAUUUUUAAUAAUUCUCAACAUCCUAGUAAUAUGUCUUACUAUCCUGACAUUUAUUAUCAUUCCGUGGAAAGAUUAGCUGAUAAAGUUCUAGUUGUGGACCGAGAAGUACUCAGAGCAUCUCAAGUAAGGAGAGACCCUGAAUCAGUCGGAGCUGAAAUUAGAAAAGUUAGUACAAAGUUCCUAGUCUCCCCUAAAAAAGAAGCUACAGUUAGGACGAUGAAACCAAUAAGAGCAAAUAGUUUUUCAAUCCGUGACAGUGAACCUGUAGAGCUCAGAAAGGUGAACCGUGACACUGGCUCUCUAAGAAGAGCUUAUCAUUACUCUGCUCCAACUUCUCCUAUUUCUGUUGGACAUAGAAUACCAACAAUGCCGACGACGGUUUCGCCAGAUGAAAAAUUUAGAAAGUCACUCCUGGAAGCUGAAGUGAGUAGAACGUCGUUAAGUAGAACAAGUGAACGUUCAAAAUCUACACCACCCACAUCUCUAUUCAGAGAGACUGAUUCUCCUAUAUUAUACUCGGAAACGAAAAGAUCUAGUAAAGAAGUAGCACGGCAGAAGGUGGAGGCUUUCUACUGGCAAAAAAUAAAAGAAAUGAAGGACCAAGAUGAUCUUAACUUGCUUCAAAACUUACUACCACUUAAAUAUAAUACACUGUCUACAUCAAACACUAUAAACACAGGCGAAACUACUUAUCUAAAUUCACCAUUUAGGAGAGGCGUACCUGAACGCCGAACAGAUACCUAUAUUCAUAGUUCAGCGUCGUACUACACAGAUCCACAGAAAUCUAAUUCUGUGAUAGUAGGAAAUCAAACACCCGCGCGAGGCACACCACCGAUUCGCUUACGGAGGAAUGAAGACAAUAUUUCAAUUACAUCGACCAAUUCAAAGUUAUCGAAAUGUAGUAAAAAUACUAGUAGUAUGAACACAUUUUCCACAAGACCACCUGUACCACCAGUGCGUACAACUAGUGUUGCGGCCUCUAACAAAACAAAUGAAAAUCGAGUACAUUUGGAUGACUCCAAUAUUUAUUUUGAAUACGAAAGCGGAUCGGAAGCUGCUGAAAUACAAAGAAUAUUACGCAGUGACGAUUAUAAAGAUGAAGAUACAAAAAUAAAUGUACGGAACCAAGAGCGGGAACUCAAAAAACUUUUCUGCUUCGAAUUGAAACAUUCCGCUUGA
Messenger RNA from Leptosia nina, 1533 nucleotides. NCBI's taxonomy places the organism in Eukaryota, Metazoa, Arthropoda, Insecta, Lepidoptera, Pieridae. The record is from the annotation of a GenBank genome assembly.